AUGGGCCGGCUAUGGUCCCACAGCCGUUACCAUCCUGGUUAUUUGCGGUCAGGAGAAAAAUACGCGGCCGACGAGGUUGAUUUCUUCGGCGGUCGGGAGGAGAUUCUCGCAGUUUCGGAGGACGGUUAUGGAAUUUGGGGUGCUCGGGAGGACGAUUUCUCAGAGAAAGGUUUUGGUUUUUUACUCGAGAUUCUUCUCCGAGAAAUCGUCGGUCAUUUCGAGAAAGUGAGCCACGCAGUGGAGGGUGGCCACGUUCGAGGCCGUGAGCUCGAUUCUGAAGCUGUAGCUGAAUUUCGCAGCGAGCUCAAACACGUGGGGGCCCGCUGGGGAGUGAGGAUAGGUUGA
Striga asiatica is the source of this 345-nucleotide messenger RNA. The record is from the annotation of a GenBank genome assembly. Lineage: Eukaryota; Viridiplantae; Streptophyta; Magnoliopsida; Lamiales; Orobanchaceae.